AUGUCUGUUCCAUUGACGCACGACUGGUCCGCCGAGAACUGGGACUGGCCCCUCCAACACAACGACGGUGUCGUCAAGGUCCACAACACCAGCGACAAAUGGGAAGUCGGACUCGAUGCUUCUUUCUUCACCCCAAAGGAAAUCGAAGUAGGUUUUGUCAUAAGAUUUAAAGUUUAACAAUUACUGUAGUCCAAUAAAGUGAUGGCACAACGUAAAAUAUUAGCCCAGGCCUCAAGAUAAAGCUGUUUUAGUUCAAAUUUGAAUUUUAAAAUCAUAUUUAUUACGUAGAAGUUGAAGAAUUUUUGUCAUUUUGUGGCUAGGUUACUGUUUGAGGAGUUACAGUGCUGUAUACAUUUGUUAUAUGAGUUUACAGAAGUUAACAGAACGGCUAAACUAACUUGACAUAGCCCGCUUAAAAAUGUUGUACAGUUUUACAGUGACUUUAAUGCAAGAUAAAACCAUAUUAAAACAAUAUCUACGUCACAGUAACACUAAAAUUACUACUUACUUAAACGUUACUAUGUAUAUAGAUCCCAAAGUAAAAUACCUUACUCUAUAAAUGACCUCUCUAAUGGCAAUCUUUGUAGGUCAAAGUUGUUGGUGACACUUUGAGCAUCCACUGUGUUCACGAGGAGCGCAAGGACACCCAUGGUGCCGUCAAGCGUGAGGUUAACCGUUCCUACCAUCUGCCAAGCGAUGUCGACCCAUCCACCUUGAAGUCCCACCUCACGACUCGUGGAGUUCUCCAGAUCACCGCCGACAAGAAACACUAA
Molecule: messenger RNA, 773 nt
Organism: Bursaphelenchus okinawaensis
Lineage: Eukaryota; Metazoa; Nematoda; Chromadorea; Rhabditida; Aphelenchoididae
Source: the annotation of a GenBank genome assembly